AAAAUCCAGCGGUUUUAAUGGCAGCUGUCAGGAUCAAACACAGAGCAACCAACUAUCGCGAGAAACAAGACAGAGCGAGAAAAACGGGUCCAGGCAAGGCAUAGCAAUAUUCAUAUUUAGCAACAACAACAACCUUUACGAGGAUGAUUUUUCCGUUAUGUAGCCUGAAAUGAUGAUGAAAUGAGUACCAGUUUCAACAAUAGACACGGAUGAAAACACUGGGCUGUGAUGUACAGGAUGUGGCUUAACCUCUCUGCAUGUAUGACAGAUGGCGAAGAAGGGGCAGAACUUGUGAAUUCUACGCAUCCAACGUCCCUUACCCAUCCAUUUACUGCCUGUCUCAAUACAUUAUUUUUUUGUUGAAAACAUUUAAUCUAACAAAAUAUGUAGCAAAAGGCGUAGCCUUGGAGAUAUUUGACCUCUCUUUACCCCAUCUUGCAUGGGUCUGGUGCAUUUUAACACUUCAUUUUAGAUGGGGCUGAGCACAACACUUAAAUUCACACUCAUUUGUAAAUUAUUAGACCAAUGUGCCGUGUUUGCCCCCUGUCAGCUGUGCAAUCACUUCAGCUUUCUGUUGUAUGUUUGAAGUAAUUUGAUAGACCAUCAAGUCGAUCUGUGCCCCCCCACCCUCCACCUUUCAGAAGCAUGAACGGCUCUCUUUUAACCCCGCCAAGCCCACGGGCAGCAAAUUCCUCUCCUUUACCUCCUUCUCCUUCCCCAUCUCCAUCUCCUCCUUCUCCAUCUUUGCUACCCCUGUCCCCCCGGCCACCACCUUUGCCACCUCUUGUGAGCCCUCCACCCCAGGCUCACCCAUCCUCCCUGUCAGACACCCCCACACCAUCCCCCUCUCCUUGCCUGAGCUGGACUGAAUUCUGUGAGCUUCACGCCCGUGUUGCAGCUGGUGACUUUGCACGGCACUUUCGGGCUUUUCUCCUGGAAAACCCCCACUACUCCCCAGACUCAGCUGCCGCCUUCUGCCGGCGUUUCACCGACCGAUUUGUCCGUCACUUCCAGAGCGAACUUGAGGGGGCGCUCCCACCAAGCUGUACCUCGGGGAGGGAGGAUAUGGUGAGCUGGGCUCCCCAGUCUGAUGCUACAUCCCUGGAAGAAGAGGCAGUGUCCCCCCUGUCUGCAUCGGGGGGAGUUGUCCCCCCUUGUCCCCCAGUUAAUGCAACACGGGCCGCGUCCAAACCUGCACCGACACGGCUGGUUUUGGAGAACCGCAGCGGGGACCGGUUUCAGGAUUCUUACGCCCACGGACAAGUCCUGCCUCCAUCGUCAUCAUCAUCAUGUUGCUCCUCAUUGGGAGGAAACAACGGAAGGCGUGAAGAGCGGGGGGCCAUGGUUGCACCUGGGAAUGGGGAAGCUCCAGUUGAGGAAGAGGAGGACAGCUGGUUAGGGGUAGCGUCUGUGGGGGAGGAUGUUGAGCCAGAGGAGCGGGACGCAGAUUCCACAGAGGUGGAUGGUGCAGACCCCUCCCACACUCCUCAGAUUCUACCUUCCUCUUCCUCGGUCACUCCUCCGCCUGGCUCCAAAGGUAACAGUACACCCAACUCCAAAAACAAACUUAAAAAGCGCUUUUCCCUGCGGAGUGUGGGUCGUAGUGUGCGGGGGAGUGUCCGGGGCAUUCUGCACUGGCGAAGCUCCUCCAGUGACUCUGCCCAGAGCCAGCUGCCCUCCAGCUACAGCUACACUAUGGGUGUGCAGGAUGCUACCUUGGUUUCAGCAUCCAAAAGGAACUCUGGUACACAGCCUCCCACACCCACCUCCUCCAUGCCUGUGUCACUGUCCAUGCCCCUUUCCCUUCCCCACUCUUCCUCCUCCUCACUACCCCCGUCGUCUUCAAGCAGCGCCACCUCUCUGUCUCUGUCUGAGGCUGCUCGGGACAGGAGGCGGAGCAAUGGCGAAGGAGGUGAAAAAGAGAAGUGGAGCCAUCGUCUCGAAAAACUCAGACUGUCACGAUCCCCUCCUCCUGUCCUUACCCAGACCACCGCCUCCACGCUGCCUCCGAGCAGUGCUGCCGCUGCGGCCAUCGGACCUCCAAGGAAGGUGGGCCGGCUGGUUCGGGAAGGCGGGGUGAAUGUGAGCUCAUCAAGUGACGAGUUGAGUGCAAGCCAUGGCUUCUCUGGAUUCUCAUUCGGUCUACUGCACCACGGAACGGACAACAACAACGCUGCCUCAGCUUCAUCUGCUUCAGCUCAGGCAGCCCCGGUGCAGCCUCUGGGCAGUGGAGGGAACGUGCCAUGGAGAGGAGGACGCUGGCAUAAAUGUCGCCUGGUCCUCAGAGAGCGGGACAGAGAAGGCGCUGAGUGCGGAGAGGAGUACUACUUGGAAUUCUUCAUUCCACCUAAAUCUUCAAAGCCUCGGCUGACUGUCCCUUGCUGUUCAAUCGUGGAUGUGAGGAGCACCACAGCGCUGGAGGUUCCCGACAAGGAGAACACCUUUUUGCUGCAGCUGGAAGGCCUGGCACAGUACGUCAUUGAAACUCGUGAUGCUGUACAGAUGAGAGCAUGGCUGAGUGAUAUAAGGAAUGGAAUAUGUCUAAGUGAACAGGAAGACGCUGAAGGUGUGUGUGGGGGACCGCUGGAUAUCAGUGGGACACCUGAGAUUGUUGACCGACUUUCACAAGCUGUCUCAGUGUGUUACGGAGGUAUUGGAGGCUCCUCCCCUCUGAUGGAUCCUCUCCCUCCAGAGCUGCCACCACGAGCCCCUCUUGAUGAACCAGACAGCAGGAUUCUUGGGGGAGGUGGGGCCAGUCUGGGCACACCUUUUGCUGAGACGCCUGAUGCUACAGGUUCCUUCCUCUUCUCAGAGACGACAGCAGCAGAGGCAGUGGAGCACCCACUUAGUGAAUGUCAGUGGUUCCACGGCACCCUGUCCCGUCUCAAAGCUGCUCAGCUGGUCUUGGCUGGAGGCCCUGCGAGCCACGGCGUCUUCCUGGUUCGCCAGAGUGAGACACGACGCGGAGAGUAUGUCCUCACCUUUAACUUCCAGGGCAAGGCCAAGCAUCUCCGUUUGUCUCUGAAUGAGGACGGUCAGUGCCGGGUGCAGCACCUCUGGUUUCAGUCCAUCUUUGACAUGUUGGAGCACUUCCGGGUUCAUCCGAUCCCGCUGGAGUCUGGUGGCGCUUCGGAUGUCACGCUCAUCAGCUUUGUUGGUGCCACCGCAGUUCGCCAGCCAGGCCGGGACAGGGCAGGCAGUCGGCCUACAGUCUGUGAUGUCAUCACUACGCGCCAUCCUGACUCUCCAUCAACCCCCAUCUCUGACUGUGUACUUGACCAGCAGACCCCGUAGCCCUCCCCAGCCUCCUCCCCUGCCACCUGGCCGACCUCCUCCCCCAACUCCUCCUCAAGAGAGAGCAAACGAGGCCGAGGCAGUGGGAGGAGGUGGUGCUGGUUCAGGAGGAGGUGGAGGAGGAACAGG
This is a messenger RNA of Cheilinus undulatus (humphead wrasse), 3423 nucleotides long. It is a transcript of the gene sh2b1, whose product is annotated as SH2B adaptor protein 1. Gene Ontology annotation, molecular function: transmembrane receptor protein tyrosine kinase adaptor activity. The record is from RefSeq and is a predicted model, not a curated record. NCBI's taxonomy places the organism in Eukaryota, Metazoa, Chordata, Actinopteri, Labriformes, Labridae. Gene Ontology annotation, biological process: intracellular signal transduction. Bases 646 to 3294 code for a protein of 882 amino acids. Gene Ontology annotation, cellular component: plasma membrane. The transcript has 10 exons.